AUGGCUCAAACACACCCCGCCUCCACUACCACCCCGCUAUAUCUGACCGGAAACAAGGCCGGUCUGCGCGAGUUCCUGGAUAAGUUCGACGUCUUCCUGUUCGACUGCGAUGGUGUGCUAUGGUCUGGAGAUCACUGCUUCCCCGGAACGGUCGAAACCCUGGAAUUGCUACGGAAGAAUGGCAAGCAAGUCGUCUUCGUUACAAAUAACAGUACCAAGUCGCGCGCCGAUUAUCGCAAGAAACUAGAGGGUCUCGGUAUUCCCAGCAAUGUGGAAGAGAUCUUCUCCUCCUCAUACAGCUCCUCGAUAUACAUCUCCCGCAUACUCCAACUCCCCUCAAACAAGCGCAAAGUCUACGUGAUCGGCGAAUCAGGCAUUGAACAAGAACUCCGCACCGAGAACGUUCCCUUCAUCGGCGGCACAGACCCAGCCUACCGUCGCGACGUAGAACCAGAAGACUACAAGCGCAUCGCCGCAGGGGACCCCACCCUCCUCGACCCGGAAGUCGGCGUCGUCCUGGUCGGACUGGACUUCCACCUAAACUACCUCAAACUAGCACUAGCAUACCACUACGUGAAACGCGGCGCCAUCUUCCUCGCCACGAACAUCGACUCCACACUCCCGAAUUCCGGCACUCUCUUCCCCGGAGCGGGAUCUAUGAGUGCGCCUCUUAUUAUGAUGCUCGGUCAAGAUCCCGUCGCACUGGGUAAACCCAGCCAGGCCAUGAUGGAUGCCAUCGAGGGGAAAUUCAAGUUUGAUCGUAGUCGCGCGUGUAUGGUUGGUGAUCGGGCUAAUACUGAUAUUCGGUUUGGGCUGGAGGGUAAUCUGGGGGGGACGUUGGGUGUUCUUACGGGUGUGAGUUCGAAGGAGGAUUUUGUUGAUGGGCCUGUGAGGCCUUUGGCUUAUUUGGAUAAACUUUCGGAUUUGUUGGCGCUGGAGCAGUGA
Molecule: messenger RNA, 945 nt
Organism: Penicillium subrubescens
Lineage: Eukaryota; Fungi; Ascomycota; Eurotiomycetes; Eurotiales; Aspergillaceae
Exons: 5
Coding region: 1-945 (314 amino acids)
Molecular function (GO): phosphoglycolate phosphatase activity; alkaline phosphatase activity
Source: RefSeq, a predicted model, not a curated record